Molecule: messenger RNA, 450 nt
Organism: Penicillium nucicola
Lineage: Eukaryota; Fungi; Ascomycota; Eurotiomycetes; Eurotiales; Aspergillaceae
Exons: 1
Coding region: 1-450 (149 amino acids)
Source: RefSeq, a predicted model, not a curated record
AUGUUUUGUGCAUUAUUCCUGUUGACUUUGUUCCUGUCCUCGCCGUUCAGCUGCCAAAAAGCCGAGGCCGGUCCUAUUAUAUCUGUGACCUCCCCAACAGAUACAAAUCCAUCCGAGCCAUCUGUUGCCGUUGCAAAUCGACAACACAACCCAUUUGGCCAAUUCGGUCCUUAUUCAAAUCAACUUCGACAGAACAGUCAACCAGCUGCCCCAGACAAAGCCCUCUCUACCCUGCUUGAUACCGACCACCUCAGAAAAGAUUGCGAUCACUUGAUUGAGACAUACGAUCCCCCUUACAUUGGCACCGAAAACCUGAACAUUUUAUGCACAAUGUCUCGAGAUGGCUCGACUUUGAAGGAGGAUGUUUUACAUUGCUUGAGCCUUACAAUUGGACAUGUUGAGCUGAUGGAGGAAGCCAUUGACCGGCAUUGCUUGCAUAUCGCCACGUAA